AUGGAAGAGAAGAGCUCAUUCUCAAAAGAAGAGCUUAAAAGACGUUUAGAUGGCAACGAGCUUGAUUUAAGCCUUUGCUCUAUCGUCAAGGUUCCUGUGAAGCAAAUUUCGAGUUUGCCAAAAGUGACUGUUAUUGAUUUAUCAUGUAACAACAUCAGAGAGUUGCCAGAUUCAUUUUGCACCUUGGUGGCUCUAACACAGUUGGAUCUUAGCAAAAAUGAUCUUAUUUCACUUCCAGGAAUGUUUGGACAACUGAAAAAUCUGAAAAGGCUUGAUUUGUACAAUAAUAAAUUGGUUAGUCUACCACUGAGCUUCGGGGACUUGAAGGGGUUAAAAUGGCUUGAUUUGAAGGAUAAUCCUGUUCAAACAGACUUACCGGAUAUUGUUGGUGAUUGUUUAGAACCAAAGGAUUGUGAAAACUGUGCAAAGAGGAUGUUAUCGUUUAUGAUGGAAAUGAGGGCACAGGAAGAAAAAAAGAAAGCUAUAGAAGCUGAAAAGGGAAGACGUAAAAAAGCUGAAGAGGAACUUGAAACUCAAAGGCUGCUUGAAUUGAAAAAGAAAGAGAAGCAAGAAGAAAAAGAGAAAAGAAGAAAGGCUUAUUUGGAAGAACAAAGAAAGAAAGAAAAGUCACAGCUUCACAAUGAUACCAAAAGGAAAGAUGUAUCUAAGCCAAAGGGAGAUGAUGAUUUAAAUUUGAAGGUUGUGAAAGAUGGCCCAAGAAGCUCUUCAAUGGUCUUCUUAGCACUUACUUCAUUUUUAGUAGUGAUUAUAGGAAUAUUUCUUUAUUUGUACAAAGAGGAUAAACUAGAUUUUGUCUUCAAUAGAAAAUGAAUUGUUACUUUGAGCAAAAUGAAUUUUUGCCCAAAAAGUUGAAUAACUGUUUUGCUGGAUGGUCGGGGUACUAAUAAUAACUUAGAGAGGUAAUGCAGUCUUUUUAUUAUUGUAUCAAAUCUUUUUGAGAAAUUGAGAUGGCUAGAAGUUUCCACUUUCUAAUUUAUCAUAACUUUUAUUUGGGCCAACUGUUGAUGAUUGGACAUCUUGUUGGUGUAACGUUAAUUGGUUCCUUUUGUUAAAUAAUAAAAUAUAAAAGUAUUUGAUUAGAUUUCUUAUGAGAAUUUGUGUUUUAA
Messenger RNA from Rhopilema esculentum, 1127 nucleotides. Its product is annotated as leucine-rich repeat-containing protein 59. Lineage: Eukaryota; Metazoa; Cnidaria; Scyphozoa; Rhizostomeae; Rhizostomatidae. Gene Ontology annotation, molecular function: protein binding. The record is from RefSeq and is a predicted model, not a curated record. Gene Ontology annotation, cellular component: cytoplasm.